AUGUUUUCCUGUGAUAGUUGUGAUGAGAACUCUGUCAGUACUGCAGGAGCAUCUUCUUGUACUGCUUGUAAUGCUGGAACUGUAGCUAAUGAUGAUUCGACAGAAUGUGAUGAAUGUGCAGCGGGAACAUACAGAGAAGCAGACAUGUCCUCCUGUGAUAGUUGUGAUGAGAACUCUGUCAGUACUGCAGGAGCAUCUUCUUGCACUGCUUGUAAUGCUGGAACUGUAGCUAAUGAUGAUUUGACAGAAUGUGAUGAUUGUGCAGCGGGAACAUACAGAGAAGCAGACAUGUCUUCCUGUGUUAAUUGUGAUGAGAACUCUGUCAGUACUGCAGGAGCAUCUUCUUGUACUGCUUGUAAUGCUGGAACUGUAGCUAAUGAUGAUUCGACAGAAUGUGAUGAUUGUGCGGCGGGAACAUACAGAGAAGCAGACAUGUCUUCCUGUGUUAGUUGUGAUGAGAACUCUGUCAGUACUGCAGGAGCAUCUUCUUGCACUGCUUGUGAUGCUGGAACUGUAGCUAAUGAUGAUUCGACAGAAUGUGAUGAAUGUGCAGCGGGAACAUACAGAGACGCACACAUGUCUUCCUGUGAUAGUUGUGAUGAGAACUCUGUCAGUAUUGCAGGAGCAUCUUCUUGUACUGCUUGUAAUGCUGGAACUGUAGCUAAUGAUGAUUCGACAGAAUGUGAUGAAUGCUCAGCGGGAACAUACAGAGAAGCAGACAUGUCUUCCUGUGAUAGUUGUGAUGAGAACUCUGUCAGUACUGCAGGAGCAUCUUCUUGCACUGCUUGUAAUGCUGGAACUGUAGCCAAUGAUGAUUUGACAGAAUGUGAUGAAUGCGCAGCGGGAACAUACAGAGAAGCAGACAUGUCUUCCUGUGUAAUUGUGAUGAGAACUCUGUCAGUACUGCAGGAGCAUCUUCUUGUACUGCUUGUAAUGCUGGAACUGUAG
This is a messenger RNA of Bolinopsis microptera, 948 nucleotides long. RefSeq names its product major surface-labeled trophozoite antigen 417-like. The record is from RefSeq and is a predicted model, not a curated record. NCBI's taxonomy places the organism in Eukaryota, Metazoa, Ctenophora, Tentaculata, Lobata, Bolinopsidae. Bases 1 to 948 code for a protein of 315 amino acids. Gene Ontology annotation, cellular component: membrane. The transcript is spliced from 7 exons.